GGUAUCUGAUAUCUUUAAAUUAUAAUAUGACAAAUAAGAGGAAAUGAACAUACAAGAUCUCUGUAAAUUAAUAAUAAUGUGUAUCCCCUAUCAUAUUUUCAAUUUUGUAAAAUAAUACAAUCGAUUGUUUUGAGCUAAUACCUAUUAAUCAAAAAAUGUUCAAACAUUUUGGAAGAAGCAAUAUAUUGUGUAUAUGUAAACGCUCUUAUGUCAGAUUAGUCGAAGUGGGUCUGAUAAAUCCAGUAAAGCAUAUUGAAAAAUAUGAAACUGGUCAGUUAUUUUUUCAUCGGAUAUUUGGAUACAGAGGGGUGAUAUUGUUUCCAUGGUUAGCCAGAGUAUACGACCGUGAUGUUGUUGUCAAAGCAGAAAAUGCCGCAGGAAAAGAUGUCAAAGGAAAAACACAUACGUAUUACCAAACAUUGAUAGAUGAAAGAGAUUGUCCAUUUAUUAGAGCACAAACAGAAGCUGUUACUUUUCUUGGAAAUCAAGAUACCAGUCGCAGUUUGUAUGCGAUACCUGGUCUGGAUUAUGUAGCUCAAGAAGAUAUACUACCGUAUACAGCAACUGAAAAACAACCGUUACAACAUGAGCUUUUUGAUAAAUUUCUCAUGUAUUAUCCCAAUAAAGAUCCACCAUUUGGGGCACAAGAAACAUUACGAUCGUGGCAAAAAAAAAAUCAUCCUUGGCUAGAGUUGUCAGAUGUUCAUAAAGAAACCACAGAAAAUGUUAGAGUCACAGUAAUACCAUUCUACAUGGGUUAUAGGGAGUCUCAAACCAAUUCUGUGUAUUGGUGGAGAUAUUGUAUACGAUUAGAAAAUUUAGGUGAACAAAGUGUUCAAUUGAGAGAAAGACAUUGGAGAAUAUUUAGCUUAUCUGGAACAUUAGAGACUGUACGUGGAAGAGGAGUGGUAGGCCAAGAACCUGUACUUUCAAAAAAAUCACCAGCAUUUCAAUACAGUAGUCACGUGAGCUUACAAGCUCCUAGUGGACACAUGUGGGGAACAUUUCGAAUGGAACGUGAAGAUGGACAUUUAUUUGAUUGCCGAAUCCCUCCAUUUUCACUAGAGAGCAAACCAGAUGAUAAGUUUCUAGACCGUUAGAUGUUUGGUGAACCAUUCUUAAGCCACUGGUGACUGAUCAUCUUCCCAGUGUGGACAAUCGUCCUGAAGAUCGCUUACCCAUUGCUGGACUAUGUAUUAUAGUUAUUCAAACACUGAAGAAAAAAAUAGAUUACACAAAUAUUUGUAAAAAUAAUUUGUUUAUAUAUAUUAUAAUAUAUAUAUAUAAUUUUUUUAUACUAAAUUCUGUAAACUGAUCACAGUGUAAAAAUCAGCUAUUACAUUUGAAUGCAUGUUUAUCAGA
Messenger RNA from Aphis gossypii (cotton aphid), 1362 nucleotides. RefSeq names its product polymerase delta-interacting protein 2 (gene POLDIP2). The record is from RefSeq and is a predicted model, not a curated record. The transcript has 8 exons. Gene Ontology annotation, molecular function: DNA binding. NCBI's taxonomy places the organism in Eukaryota, Metazoa, Arthropoda, Insecta, Hemiptera, Aphididae. Gene Ontology annotation, cellular component: mitochondrial nucleoid; nucleus. Gene Ontology annotation, biological process: error-free translesion synthesis. The coding region runs from base 156 to 1100 and encodes 314 amino acids.